AUGCCUGGAAUCGAGAGGUGCAUGCCUAGCCAGCAGGCUGUGUUCUGCCAUAUUGAGAAACUGAAUCCCGAGACAGGCCUGAAAUUCUUGCCAGUAUCCAAAGUGAUAACGGCAGUGCUUCAUCCACUACUGACCGAAUAUUUCUUCGACAAGCUGGCGCUUUUUGAUUAUCCAGAUACCUUUGGCUCGAAUGAACGUCCUAUGCCUAAACCCAUCACAACAGCUAACAAGCCGAAACGCAAUGAGCAGACUCCUGGAGUAAUGAACAGAAAGCUCAAGCUCGCCAGCGGUGCAAAUCUUACUCGAUGUGAAAGCAAGAGGCACCCAGAGCCAUGGGCAAAGCCCGCGGAAAAUGAGCUAAGUACAACUUCGUUCACCUGGAGACCCAUCUCCAAUGCCAGAGUGCAACCCCUAUGCUCAUGCUGUACACGGCACGAUCUCGAAAAUGCCUCAGCGUUGAAGAUCGAGUAUGUCGGUGGGGUAGUGGAUAUAUCAUUAGUUAUGCUGACAAUGACUUGCGUCAGCAUGCCUACAUAUUGCUGGGAGAAUGCGAUAGGUUUUCAUCUGCGGCGAUAA
Messenger RNA from Histoplasma capsulatum G186AR, 576 nucleotides. RefSeq lists its product as uncharacterized. The coding region runs from base 1 to 576 and encodes 191 amino acids. The record is from RefSeq and is a predicted model, not a curated record. Lineage: Eukaryota; Fungi; Ascomycota; Eurotiomycetes; Onygenales; Ajellomycetaceae. The transcript has 4 exons.